This is a messenger RNA of Sclerotinia borealis F-4128, 1869 nucleotides long. NCBI's taxonomy places the organism in Eukaryota, Fungi, Ascomycota, Leotiomycetes, Helotiales, Sclerotiniaceae. The record is from the annotation of a GenBank genome assembly.
AUGUCCGACAUUAUUAACUCCCCUACUUCGAUUCAUCCUGCUCUUACUAAGCCCAAUGAACCCCCAAAACUACCACAGACCGUAUUUGAUGAAGCUGUUACACCUUCAGUAACGGCACAAUCCUUUUCGGGACUCAAUGGCUUGUUUUCGAAACUUAACCCUGGGGAUAAUCUCCGACGCGAGCAGAAUGUACAGUUUGGUUCUUUAAACGCAAUCGAGACCAACUUCCCAGAUAAUGAUCUAUCCGAGUCAUCCACUGACGCAUCUACAACAUUUUCUGCUGCGACAAGUGUAGAGAGUGACUCGGUUUCUGUUCCGUCAACACUUCUAUUUCUUACUCCGGCUUUCCAGACUUCCCAGACUUCUCAUAAGCACAGCAAGAACGCUCUGUCGGUCGAUUCUAUACCCCGCCAGACGAUUAUGAAAGCAUUGGCUUCUUCGACAAGACAGCACAAUCCACAAAACCUUUCUUUAGCAGACAUGAAAUCACCACAUACUGAUAGACCAGGGACUGCCUCAUCGCAGAAACUCAAUGCGGCGCUGUCAAAUUUGGCACAACGAAACACCCCCUCGACGGCUCGAUUUCCCUCUUUACAAUCACCAUGCUUUUAUCACGAACGAUUCGACGAUGCAGUCAAUAUCGACAAAGUUCUUGAAGAAAUCAACGGAGAACAAUCAAUGUCACAUUCUCGACUCAUUGCAACAGCUACGGGUGUGCGUGAAGUUUCUAAACAAUUACAAAGACGUCCUAUCAAGAGAGCUGUACGCAAUGUUAUGAUUGUCACAAAGGCUAGAGACAAUGAGUUGGUACAUUUGACCAAGGAUUUGGCAUGUUGGCUUAUGAGCACUCCACGAUAUGGCUCGGAUCUUGGUGUUAAUGUCUAUGUUGAUGCGAAGUUGCGCAACUCGAAGCGUUUCGGAGCAGCCGCAUUGAUUGAAUCUCAACCUCGAUUCCAACAUAUGUUAAAGUAUUGGUCACCAGAUCUUUGCUGGAGUCAACCGGAGAAAUUUGAUCUUGUUCUCACCCUCGGUGGUGAUGGGACUGUCCUAUUUACUUCUUGGCUUUUUCAACGUGUCGUCCCUCCGAUUCUAUCCUUCAGUCUCGGUAGUCUCGGCUUCUUGACUGGGUUCGAAUAUGAUCGCUUCAAGGAACACCUAAACAAGAUCAUGGGAGAAGAAGGUAUGCGAGUUAAUCUUCGUAUGCGCUUCACAUGUACAAUUUAUCGGGAUGGAAAAGAAGAAGGCCAGGAUGCAGUAGAAGGCGAACAAUUUGAGGUUCUUAACGAGCUCGUUAUUGACCGAGGACCAUCUUCUUACAUCUCCAACCUUGAGUUAUAUGGCGACAACGAGCUCUUAACCGUUGUCCAAGCUGAUGGAUGUAUCUUCUCGACUCCUACUGGCUCAACCGCAUACUCAUUAUCUGCUGGUGGUUCACUUGUCCACCCAGAUAUUCCUGCCAUCCUCCUCACUCCAAUCUGCCCUCAUACUCUUUCAUUCCGUCCAAUGAUUCUCUCAGAUACUCUUUUACUUCGUGUGUCCAUUCCACGCAGCUCCAGAGCUACCGCCUAUUGUUCAUUCGACGGAAAGGGUCGUGUUGAGUUGAAACAAGGUGAUCACGUCACCAUUGCCGCCUCACAAUACCCAUUCCCAACCGUCGUCAGCUCUCCGUCAGAGUGGUUCGAUAGUGUAUCCAGAACCCUUAGAUGGAAUACUCGUGGCGCCAUGCAAAAAGCUUGGGAUGGUGGCGAAGAAAAUAAAGAACAAGAAGUUGAAUGGGAUAUUGAUACUGAUUCGGCUUGUUAUGGUAGUGAAGAAAGUAGUCUAAGCGCAAGUCCCUUGAGACGACAAAUGAGCAUGCUUGGCAUGUAA